UCACAUUGACAGACUGUGGGCAUGUCGGUGUGGAGUAGUUUAGAAAAUAAUUUUUCAAUAUCUUAACUUUUUCGAUAUUGUAUUCAAUUUUCUAAUUCAUUUAAUAUUCGUGGAGUUAUUUUAAGUUUCAUAUCUUUAAAUGGUAUUCUUUUUAACACAAAUGAAAAGUUUGAUAUAAAAUCCAUAAUAUACCUCCCCUAGUAACAUAACAAACAAAUCUUUGUAAAAUGGAUGAAGAGUUCAGCCCAAUAGAUGGGGAAUCCGAGGACAAUUUUGACGAUGAUGUAGGUUUCGAUAGCGAUCCAGGUUCACCUCAGGAUUUUCCUCCCCAACGAAGCCGUGGCGGCAGAGGAGGUUUUUCGAAAGGCCCACCAUCUAGAUGGCAAGCUCCUCCACCAAGAGGGGAAAGGUUUAGAGGAAGAGGAUUUGGUCCUGGCGGUCCACCUUCAUUUUCAAGGGGUUCUAGAGGCAGAGAGAUGUUUAGGGGCCCCCCUCCAAGAGGUCCACAUGGGAACUUCAGUAGUGGGCCUCCAAACUUUUCUGGUGGUCCACCUCCUAAUUGGAGUGGGCCACCCUCUGGUCCACCUCCUUUAUUAGGUUUUAAUGGCCCUCCAGGCACUAAUUUACCACCCCCUUCAAGCAGUGGUCCACCUCCUGGUGGAAUGAGGCCCCCUUCGGGUAUGUCUGGGGCACCAAAUCUAGAUGGACCUCCACCAAUUUCAAAACCUGGCGAUCAAGAAGGUUCAGGUGCUUCAACAGGUGCAGGGGUGUUAACUGAUUCACCAAAUAUAAAUAGUGGACCUCAUCUUACAUCUAAUCAGAAUAACGCACCCUCUUCUCAACCUACAACACCCUUAGAUGCAGCUGCUGAAAUAUGGGUAGAAACAAAAACUGGAGAAGGCAAGUCAUAUUAUUAUAAUGCUCGAACUAGAGAAACUACUUGGACUAAACCUGAUGGACCUAACAUUAAAGUUAUUUCUCAGGACCAGGUUGAGGCUAUGGCUCAAGCUGCCACUGUAGGUUUACCCCAAAAUACAUCCACUGCAGCCCAAGCGGCUCAAGCACAGGCAAAUAUAUCUAAUAAACCUGAAGCUGUCGAUGAUCCCAAACAGGAUGUUGUGAAAGCGAUUCCUACACAGAUUCCACCACCACAUACUCUUUUAGGCCCUCCACCAGGCUUUACAUCUUUUGGGCCACCGACUGGACAAUUCCCUCCUUUUGGAAUGCCACCGCCAGGACUUCCUGGUCCAUGGCCAGGUGCUCCAGGCCAACCAGGUUGGCCUGUACCCCCUGGAGCACCAUGGCCCAUUCCACCAGCUUUAUUUUCAGGAGGUGCUUUGGCGGCUAUAGAUGAAGCAGCUGUUAUGUCAAAAAUUGAUCCGGAAAUCAUAGCUAAAGCUUCUGAGUGGACAGAACACAAGGCUCCAGAUGGAAGAUUUUAUUACUACAACGCCAAAAAAGGAGAAUCUGUUUGGGAAAAACCCCAACCACUUAAAGAUUUAGAAACUGCGAAGCUUGCUGCUGCCCAGGGAAUUUCUACAAAGCCAGCUGGAGAGACUGCAGGAGAAACAGGUAAGACACUAAGUACACCAAAUGGUGCGUUGACUAAAGAAGAACAGGAUAAGGGGAACGAGGAGAAGAUCAAGAAACUACAGGAGGAGAUCAAAAGGAAGAAAGAGGAGGAUGAGAAAGCCAAAGAAGCUAAAGCUGCUGAUAAAUCGAGGCCUAUUUCCAGUACCCCUGUACCAGGUACACCCUGGUGUGUUGUAUGGACUGGAGAUGGUAGAGUGUUUUUCUAUAAUCCUUCUUCGAGGAUAUCAGUUUGGGAACGUCCUGAAGAGUUAAUCAAAAGAACUGAUGUGGAUAAAAUGGUCGCAACACAACCGGACGUACUUUCCACUGCCAAUAAACCUGAGGUAACUAAAUCGCCUGCCAAAAAACAUGCAUCUGAGGAUAGUGAAAGUGAGGAAGAAAUUCCAUCCAAAAAACCUAAACUUGAGGAAGUCAGUCCCGUAACAAUAAGCAACAGUAAUGGAGCAGUUCCACCAACGAAAAAAAUUGACAUUGGUAAAGAAGCUGCCAUAGAAGCCGAAGUACGAGCGGCAAAAGAAAGAGCUGUCAUUCCACUAGAUACAAGAAUAAAAUUAUUUAAAGAAAUGUUGACGGAGAAGCAAGUAUCUGCUUUUAGUACUUGGGAGAAGGAAUUACACAAAAUCGUGUUUGAUCAUAGAUAUUUGCUACUUACUUCUAAAGAACGAAAACAAGUUUUUGAGAAAUAUGUCAAGGAAAGAGCAGAGGAAGAACGGCGGGAGAAAAGAAAUAAGCUUCGGGAGAAAAAGGAUGCAUUUAGAAAACUAUUAAGCGAAUCUAAUCUCAGUGGCAAGUCAUCAUUUAGUGACUUUGCCCAAAAGUACGCGAAAGAUGAAAGAUUCAAAGGAGUUGAAAAGAUGCGCGAACGUGAGAGCUUAUAUAAUGAAUACCUAAUUGAAGUAAGAAAACGAGAGAAAGAAGAGAAAAAUCAACGUCGUGAACAGGUGCGGAAAGACUUCAUAGCAAUGCUCAGAGAACAUUCAGACAUCGACCGCCACUCGCAUUGGUCGGACGUCAAAAGAAAAGUAGACAGCGAUUCCAGGUACAAGGCAGUUGACUCACACAACUUACGCGAGGACUGGUUUAGAGAUUACUGCAAGAUGUUAAAGGAAGAAAAGAAGAGGGCCAAAGAAAAGGAUCGCGAACACAAGAGAGAAAAAGAGAAGCACAAGAAGAAGGACAAAGACAGGGAUCGAGAUAAGGAAAAGAAAUCGAAAGACAAGGAUAAGGAUAAGGACAAAGAAAAGGAUAAAGAUAAAGAGAAGGAGAAAGAAAAAGACGAUUCUAAAAUGGACGAAGAUCUUAACGACGAUUCCAUUAAGGAAGUGGAGGAAGGAGAAAAAGAAGGCGAAACAGAAGAGCAGACCCAAGAUCAGAAAGAUCGUCAAGCAAGAGCCCAGGCUAGUUUACGUGAAAGAGAGAAGGAAGUUCAACGUACAUUAGCUACCCACAUGCGCGACAGAGACAAAGAAAGGGAACAGCAUAAAAGGGAUGAAGCUAUUCAGCAUUUCAAUGCAUUGCUAAGCGAUUUGGUAAGAAAUUCUGAUCUUAGUUGGCGAGAAGUGAAGAGAAUUUUGAGAAAAGAUCAUAGAUGGGACUUAGCUGACAGUCUUAACAGAGAAGAUAAAGAAAAAUUGUUUAAUGAUCACGUUGAACAAUUGGUGAAACGAAAACGCCAAAAUUUCAGAGAACUUUUGGACGAAACAGUUGAAGUUACAUUGGUAAGCGCGUGGAAGGAGAUUAAGAAAAUCAUUAGAGAUGACCCAAGGUAUACGAAGUUCACAUCUAGUGAAAGAUGUGAACGCGAAUUCAAAGAUUAUUUAAAAGACAAACUGAUACUGGCAAAGGGACAGUUUAAGGAGCUACUUCACGAAACCAAACUAAUCACACACAAAUCUUUGCAAACACUGCGCGAAAACCAAGCGCACAUGCAGGAAAUCGAGGAAAUUUUGAAGAACGAUAAAAGGUAUUUGGUUUUGGAUCACAUUCCGGAAGAGAGAACUCAGCUAAUUUUGAACUAUUUGGAGGAAUUGGAUAGAAGAGGACCUCCUCCUCCGCCUACUGCUAGCGAACCUAACCGUAGAUCUAUGAAAUGAGUUCCAUUGAUUGAUGCAUGGUGUUUUAGUUAACAAUUUUAUUGUAUGAUUGUAGGUAAAAUGUUAGUUUUUUUUAAUUGCAUUGUAUGCAGGUGUAUUCUUUUGUUAUUGCUGUAUUUUCAUACCUAACUUCAAUAUCCUUUGUAAAUACAAAAUAAAUGUGACGAACACGUU
Diabrotica virgifera virgifera (western corn rootworm) is the source of this 3860-nucleotide messenger RNA. Its product is annotated as transcription elongation regulator 1. Lineage: Eukaryota; Metazoa; Arthropoda; Insecta; Coleoptera; Chrysomelidae. The transcript has 14 exons. Bases 228 to 3686 code for a protein of 1152 amino acids. The record is from RefSeq and is a predicted model, not a curated record. Gene Ontology annotation, molecular function: transcription coregulator activity; RNA polymerase binding. Gene Ontology annotation, cellular component: nucleus.